GGAAGUCGGUUUCAGGAGCAGAGAAACUACAGCUUUUGAUUAUAGCACACACAGUCAACAAAUUCAACUAUUUAAAGAUUUGCUUCCUGGUUUUAAACAUAAAAAUGCCCAGCACUCGCUCACAGAAUCAGCCAACUCUACAGUUCCCUAGAAGGAAGUCUUCCAGAUUGGGGUCUCGGCCUAAAAGCUCCUGCGAAAAUAAAGUGGACGAUAAGACCACCCCUUUGUCCCCUAGAAAGGCAAUUGUGGGAAAUUCACUCGGUGUUUGUCAAUCUCCCAGGAACAAGGUGUUAAACUCCCCUUUGUCUGAAAGGCUGCCUCUGAGCCCCCGCAAACGCACAGGUGAUGAGAAUGGCUGUAACCUGCCAGCCUCCAUGCUUGGCUCUCCCCCUAAGCAGCGCUGCGCUCCUCUGUGCUCCCCUCGCAAGCUGUCCUUCAACGAGAACACACCAGUCCUCUCCUCACCUCCCCGUCCUAUCCUGUCCUCGCACAAAGUUCCUCUGUCUCCCAUUUCUCGUCCAUCGCCAACACGACUGAACGAGACAUCAUGCACCAACAUAAUCCCCCGUACAGAGGGAAGGAGCCCUGUUACGCGACUGUUUCCUAUAAAGAAAUCCGGUUUUCAGAGUGUAAAGCAGGCUCUUCACACUGCAGUACCUGAACGUCUCCUCUCUCGUGAGGCAGAGAGAGCUGCCAUUGUCUCCUUCCUGCAAAAUCACGUAGUGGCAGAAAAACCCUCCAGCCUUUACAUCUCUGGUGCUCCUGGCACAGGCAAGACGGCUUGUCUGAACUGUGUGCUCCAAGAACAAAAGGCUCUGUUAAAAGGCAUCCAGACUGUGGUCAUCAACUGUAUGAAUUUGCGGAGCUCUCAUGCCAUCUUUCCAUUGCUGGGAGAGCAACUGGAGGUUCCCAAAGGCAACAGUCAGGCACGAUUGGAGAAGUAUUUGACCAGCUCUGGACCCACUGUCUUGUUGGUUCUUGAUGAGAUGGACCAGUUGGACAGCAAGUCUCAAGAAGUUCUCUACACCAUUUUUGAGUGGCCUUACUUGCCCAAAUCUCGUGUUUGUCUCAUCGGUAUUGCUAAUGCACUGGACUUGACUGAUCGUAUCCUGCCAAGACUGCAGGCGAAACCACACUGUCGUCCCAAACUGCUCAACUUUCCUCCCUACAGUCAUGAAGAGCUCAAUGCUAUUGUACAGGACAGACUCACACAGGUAUCAGGUGAAGGGGUUUUGGAUGCAGCGGCAGUUCAGUUUUGUGCAAGGAAAGUCUCCGCUGUGUCAGGAGAUGCUCGCAAAGCACUGGACAUCUGCAGGAGGGCUGUGGAGAUUGUGGAAGCAGGCGACAGGUCUAAAAUGGCAUCCGAACCUACAGCCAGCUCUAAAGUGUCGAGAGUGAGUGUUCCUCAAGUGGCUCGGGUUUUGUCAGAGGUUUAUGGUGACCGUAUGGCAUCCAGUAGUGGAGAUGGCGAGAGCUUUCCUUUACAGCAGAAACUUCUGGUCUGCUGCCUGCUUUUGAUCAUCCGCAACGGCAAAAGUAAAGAGACCCAGUUGGGCAAGCUGUGUGAAGUGUACAGUAAGCUGUGUAAGCAGAGGCAGGUUGGUGGAGUCGGCCAGACGGAGUGUCUCUCUCUCUGCAGCCUGUUGGAGAGCAGGGGAAUCCUCACUCUCAAAAAGGCCAAGGACGCUCGACUGACUAAAAUCUCCUUGAAGAUUGAAGAGCGAGAUGUGGAGCAUGCUUUAAAGGAUCGAACUCUCCUUGGAAGCAUAUUAGCGGCUGGUUUGCCGUAAUCCACAUAAGAUUUUAACCUUUUUUUUUUUAAUGAUUUUAUGUUUUCUUCAUUCCUCUAAAUGUUUUAUUUCUUGACUGUGAAGGUCUCGUUUUAAAAUGAGAUAUUUUAUUGCAGAGAGGGAUGAUCUGAUCCAAAAGGGUUAACGUCACUUUAUUAUGUUUGUGUCAAACAUUUUUACCUGCCUUUCUAAAUGUAGGGCCGUUUUAUGUUUUCUUUCAGGUUUCUAAAUGUUUAUGAAUCCAUAUUUCAUGUUUAACAGUUGACAUUGGCUGCUAUUACAUUUUGUACAUCAGUUUUGUAAUGUUUUUGAAUGGGUGUACUCUUUUAAUAAAGCAGAAUGUACAUGA
Messenger RNA from Danio rerio (zebrafish), 2139 nucleotides. It is a transcript of the gene cdc6, whose product is annotated as cell division cycle 6 homolog (S. cerevisiae). Gene Ontology annotation, cellular component: cytoplasm; nucleus; spindle. Gene Ontology annotation, biological process: cell division; DNA replication initiation; animal gross anatomical part developmental process. Gene Ontology annotation, molecular function: ATP binding; ATP hydrolysis activity. The record is from RefSeq and is marked provisional. Lineage: Eukaryota; Metazoa; Chordata; Actinopteri; Cypriniformes; Danionidae.